This is a messenger RNA of Anoplopoma fimbria (sablefish), 621 nucleotides long. RefSeq names its product fibroblast growth factor 21 (gene fgf21). Bases 1 to 621 code for a protein of 206 amino acids. The transcript has 4 exons. The record is from RefSeq and is a predicted model, not a curated record. NCBI's taxonomy places the organism in Eukaryota, Metazoa, Chordata, Actinopteri, Perciformes, Anoplopomatidae. Gene Ontology annotation, biological process: positive regulation of protein phosphorylation; cell differentiation; regulation of cell migration. Gene Ontology annotation, cellular component: cytoplasm. Gene Ontology annotation, molecular function: fibroblast growth factor receptor binding; growth factor activity.
AUGUUUUUGUUUCCAUGCAGCUCUUUCUGUUACUUGUCUUCUUUUCUCUUAAUCAUUACACUUCCAUUCUCUCUGUCAUUUUAUCUCACUGACUCCAACCCACUUUUAUCCUUCAAUAAUCAAGUCAGAGAUGUACACCUCUACACAGAUAAUCACAGAAGAGGGAUGUAUCUACAGAUGACUCUGGAUGGGAGAGUGUCAGGAAGCAAUGCUCAGACCGCUUACAGUGUGCUGGAGCUGAAAUCAGUUAAUCCAGGCCAUGUAGUUAUCAAGGGGAAGUCAUCAUCUCUGUUUCUCUGCGUGGACAGUGGAGGUCGUUUGAGUGGGCAGGCGCAGUACUCAGAGGCCGACUGCACCUUCAGAGAACUGCUGCUGGCAGAUGGAUACACCCGUUUCCUUUCCUCGCACCACGGAGUUCCUGUGUCUCUGGCAUCAAGACAUUCUCCAGAUCGACAAGCAGUCCCCUUCACUCGAUUCCUACCACUGAGGAAUACUUUGGCAAGCGAGAGCGUGUCUGAACAGACACCAAACAAUCAGAGAUAUUUUAAUGUGGACACUGAUGAUCUUCUUGGAAUGGGUCUGCAUACUAUGGUCAGUCCUCAGUUCUCAGGGGACAAGUAA